Messenger RNA from Trichechus manatus latirostris (Florida manatee), 2832 nucleotides. RefSeq names its product family with sequence similarity 43 member A (gene FAM43A). The transcript has a single exon. The record is from RefSeq and is a predicted model, not a curated record. NCBI's taxonomy places the organism in Eukaryota, Metazoa, Chordata, Mammalia, Sirenia, Trichechidae. The coding region runs from base 92 to 1363 and encodes 423 amino acids.
GGGCCGAGCCCUAUCGGGGCGGGUGGCUCAGCCCGACUCGCAUCCGGCGCUCCGCCGCCGCAGCCCAGCUGCGCCGGGGUGCCCUCCGGAGAUGCUGCCGUGGAAGAAGCACAAGUUCGAGCUGCUGGCCGAGGCGCCACCGCGGCAGGCGUCCAAGCCCAAGAGCUACGCCGUGAGCCUGCACUACUCGGCGCUCAGCUCGCUGGCGCGUGCUUGCCCCGAAGGCGCACUCAGCCGGGUGGGCAGCAUGUUCCGCUCCAAGCGCAAGAAACUGCACAUCACCAGCGAGGACCCCACCUACACCGUGCUCUACCUGGGCAAUGCCACCACCAUCCAGGCGCGCGGCGAUGGCUGCACCGACUUAGCCGUGGGCAAAAUCUGGAGCAAGAGCGAGGCGGGCCGUCAGGGCACCAAGAUGAAGCUGACGGUGAGUGCGCAGGGUAUCCGCAUGGUGCACGCCGAGGAGCGCGCGCUGCGCCGCCCAGGCCACCUCUACCUGCUGCACCGCGUCACCUACUGCGUGGCGGACGCGCGGCUGCCCAAAGUCUUCGCCUGGGUAUACCGGCACGAGCUGAAACACAAGGCGGUAAUGCUGCGCUGCCACGCCGUGCUCGUGUCCAAGCCCGAGAAGGCGCAGGCCAUGGCCCUACUACUCUACCAGACGUCGGCCAACGCGCUGGCGGAAUUUAAGCGCCUCAAGCGGCGGGACGACGCGCGUCACCAGCAGCAGGAGUUGUUGGGCGAGCACACCAUUCCUAUAGUGCCGCUGCGCAAGCUGCUUUUGCACGGACCUUGCUGCUACAAGCCGCCGGUGGAACGCAGCCGCAGCGCGCCCAAGCUCGGCUCCAUCACCGAGGACCUGCUCGGCGAGCAGCAGGAGCAGGAGCUACGGGAGGAAGAGGAAGAGGAGCACCCCGAGGGCUGCCCGGAGGAGGAGGAGGACCGCGCGGUGGAAAGGGGCAGCACGGAGGAGGAGGCCGAGGCGCAGCGAGCACUGGUUGUGGCUAUGCAUUUCGAAUGCGGGGACUUGCUGGACACGCUGGAGAGCGGCCGCGAGGAGGCGCUGCGGAGCGACGGGGUCUCGCUGGGCCCAGUGGCCGGGUCAUCGCCUCUGCUGCUGGGCAGCGCCGCCGACAUGAAGGCCGAGCUGUCGCAGCUCAUUAGCGACCUGGGAGAGCUCAGCUUCGGCAAUGACGUGCGCAGCCUGCAGGCCGACUUGCGCGUGACGCGCCUGCUGUCGGGCGAGAGCACUGGCAGCGAGAGCUCCAUCGACGGCGGGGGCCCGGACGCCACCUCCGCCACCGCUGAGGACCCGUUGGGGCCCGCAGAUGGCGCCAGUCCAGAUGAACCCCACUCAGGCUGAGUUCCCAGCAGCCUCCUGCCCGCGCCCCCGGCGCCCCACUGUGACUGCCCACCCAUUGUCCGACAUCACCCCUCCGACCGCCCCCAGGAAAGGGGAAAUGGGACACUUGGGGCCCAGACCUCCACUGGGGCUGAGGUCCAGAGUUCCAGCUGUCGCCUCUCUCCCCACGUUUGGCCGCGCGUGGAGAGGUGGGCGAGAGGGAAACCCCAGACAGGGAGGGAGAGAGAGCAGCCCUCUGGGGUGGGGGUGGGGGUUAAGGGAAAGGGCCGGCUGAAGUUAGCAAAGUCCCGCUGGCGUGAGGUGCCUACCAGCCAGUUUCCUGUUUUUGGGGCAGCUGGGGCCGAGGAGGAGGGGUUAACUUCCUCCCCCCAACCUCUACUGGGAGCGGUCUGGCACUGUCAUUGACGUGUCAUUAAAAAAAAAAAAAAAGAGCGUUCCCGAUGUUUGAGGCUUCAGUGCCACCCCCCUUCCCCAGCUCUUUUUGGUGCGAGAGAGCUUGGGUUGUUUACCUCAGAUUCAGACCCUUGAAAUUCUGCCAAAUUCCUCAAAUAACUGUUUGGGGGAGGGGGGAUGAAAGUUGCGUUUUGUUUACAGUUAAAGACAUCUAAUACCUAAAAAAAAGGAAUUUUCCUUUAGAAACACACACACCUUCCUCCUGCUCCAGAGAGCUCACGCCAUGAUACUGUGUAAAAUAUUUUUGCACUGUGGUGAAGUAUUUUCGACAUAUUUUUUGUUUUGUACAUAACUGUGUUCUCCGGGUUAAAUGUUUAUAUCUUUUGCUGUGCAAAAGGGACAUGUAAAAUGUUGUUCAGUUGUAUAUACAGAAAUGUGUAUAAAACGUUUUGUUAUUUUUUAAGAGUUGAAAUGUUCUGGUUCUGUUUACGCGCCAGUUGGGAGAGAAUAAAGACGAACAUUGAACAGAACAGGUGAGCGUCUGGACCUGCUGCUGAAGAUGCUUGGCCGUGGGGGUGGGAGAGGGUGUGCCCAUCCCCAAGAUGAUGUGGUAGGACCACCGUUGGCCUUUGCAUUGGGUGGAGAUGAUUAGGGAAGAGGGUCCACUUUAUGCCUAGUCUUGGGGGCUUCCUGGACGUCUUCAACGUUGGAUGCUGUGGCUGGGGCAAGCCAUCUCGAGUAUAUUCUGCGUAUCAUUAACUUGUGCAAGUCUGGGCUUUUUGAGUUAAUACUUGGAGAUGCCAUGGUGAGUUCCGUUUCCCAUUCUCAGGCCUGUGAGGUUCUUUGUGGAGGAGUGACAUGCAAGGUCAAGUGUGGUUUUACUACCCCCUUCUCUGGGUCGUGUAAUGAUCAGGUGUAAGCAUACUAUAUAAUCUUUUCCUUUACAGACAGCUCCAAGAGCUUAAGAGAUGGGCUAGAGAUGAAGAACAUCCCCACGGGGCUCUCUGAGGCGUGGGACCAUCUUUGUUUUUCCUGGGAGGGGAACCAAGGCGAGGGAAGCCGAAAAGUUCCAAUCA